Penicilliopsis zonata CBS 506.65 is the source of this 1337-nucleotide messenger RNA. RefSeq lists its product as hypothetical. The coding region runs from base 352 to 1047 and encodes 231 amino acids. NCBI's taxonomy places the organism in Eukaryota, Fungi, Ascomycota, Eurotiomycetes, Eurotiales, Aspergillaceae. The transcript has 4 exons. The record is from RefSeq and is a predicted model, not a curated record.
CUGUUUAUUUCACGUCUCCUCGCAGUGGACGAGGAUGACGAGUGGAGCCGUCGUCGGUUUGAUCCUUGCAGGGAUAAUUAUGAAAAUUGAUAUCUAGGGGUUUGAUUACUAUCAGUAUAGGUUAGAAGCUUGGAAUAUCAAAUUUACCACGAAGACAAUAGAUUUAUUCUUUCUGUGAUCCUUUCUUUCUCUUUGUAAAUAGAUAAUUUCAUGUUAUUGCAGAUCAUGUGAAUCAGGCUUGGCAUUGAUGAGCUCAUCGAGUCCUCAGACUUCAGUGGUUCACCUCUUCGCCUGUUUAUUGCAGCUUGAAUUCAGUUAAUCCCACUCUUCAGCUACGAUAUAACGUCUACGAUGGCUCCGAUACGCCGGUACCUUAGAAUCAGCAAGUUCUCGGUGCUCGAGUGUCGCAUUUACCUCGACAAUCCCUCCGACACCAGAUGGCUGCUCGACCCGCGAGACCCGGUUCUUCCCCGGGUUUUUGCCUGUAUCCGGCCUUUGGUGCUACCCAAGUUGCGGGAAGAAAACGAACGGGCGAUGGCUAGAAAGAAGAGCAAGCCAGUGAAGGACGUCAUUGCCGGGGGCUUAGAUGAUUUCCAGGUCUCCCUUUUCCUCCGCGAGUCCCGUACACGACACUCCCUCUUGACUCGACACAAGACAUUCGGCAAGCACUCGGCCCCAGCCGGACACGAGAAGAUCAUCGAUAAUCCUGCAGCCGACACUGCCGGGAUUAUGGUUGAGAGCGAUAGCGAGUCCAACGACAUUAGCCUGCGGGACGUUCCCGAAGUGGAGGCGGACGAGGAGACCACUCUCGAGAAGAAGAAGAAGAAUAAUAAUAAUAAUGCAUCCGGGGCGACGGAUGACAAGAAGGAAGCGGUCAGAACAGAAUAUGAGAGCUUUAAUAUCCAUGGGUGGGUGCUGUGUCUGCUCGUCACGCGCAAAGGAGAAAGGGCGAAAACGUCGGCCAUUCCGGCAUCACAAUCUGCCCGUCAGGUGUUGAUGGAGGAAUGGAUUUCCACGCAAGCCCAAGCGGACCUUGACGAUGAGUAGAGCCGAGCCUACUGAACUGCGCUGACUGACGGGUUUUGACAUUGAACUGUCAAGCGCACGAACCACCAACCUCGCCCCAAGAAUGGCUAGGCGAUAUUCGACACAUUAGUAUUGCGACGGAUUCUACUCGUCUAUUGGCGACGUGUCCCCGACGUGUCCCCGACGUAUCCCCCGUUCUCUGCUACUCGGUACUUCGAUAACCGGCUACGGAGUAUGAAUAUUUCGGGAUCACCCAAGCUAGCCAUUUCCUUGAUUCUAGAACGUUCAUACGACGUUCUCUGCUCCGCCAG